AUGCCCGAACCUGAUUAUUUCAACUACAAAUCCGACAGUUCACCGUCAUCUCAUCAGAAUAAACUGAAUAAGCAUUUUAAACUCGAUACGAACGUGUCGCUGGCGCCACAGAAGGACUCACCAAUACCCUUAAGUCCGGGAUCUAAAGCUCUGAAUGUUCCAAACUCAGCUAGUCUUACUAAUGCACUUAGUAUCAACCAAUUUAUUGCACCUGCGCUGAAUAAUGUCAGCCUUAUGAGACAACAGGGCAAGAGGAAAUCGUCAAAGAGUGGACUUUCAUACCAAAGUUCGUCGAAUAACUCAUCAGCUCAUUCUAGUAGGCGACCUUCUGCUGGGAAUGCAACAAAUUUUCUUAAUAAACUAACCUCCCCAGCAAAAGUAAAUAUGAAAGUUGAGACUAGCGACCAAAUACAACCACAAAAGCGUACUCUAGCUCAUGGUUCAAACUCCGAGUCUAAUGCAAGCACACCAACAUUGGUAUUACCACCUGAUUUGGCAAGUUUGAACACUAAAAAAUCUUCUACGAUGUUACAUUCCCCUCAAGUACCUAAUACGGUACAUAGAUCACCCUCCAUGCAUGAUACCAAUGGUACUAUCCAUAUAAUGACAGGUACCCCUCCUCAAGAGACACUUUCCUCUACAUCAUCUACAAGAUCUGUUACUUUGGCACAAACAAGUACAGGGAACUUGAGGGCAUUUAAGAAACAGUAUGUAUUGAAUGAAAAACUAUACCUGGAGAAAAUGAAUAAUGCAUUGCACAGUGACGACUAUUAUACACGAAAGAUUGGGCUUUCAUCACUAAAUGACGAUUAUGAUGACUUUGAUAUAGAUAUAGAUGAUCCAUUUAGUGAACAUGGAAGUUCUUCUGGUAAGGUAGGUUCUGACGAAAUAGAUUUUGGAACGACGUUUUCUACUUCUAAUUCUCUUUCAAACAAGGGAAACAUUGUUUCAAUCACUCCCAGGUACUUGUUUCACCAGUUACAAUGGGUGAAAAAGAGUAACCCUGAAGAGACACAACUGAUAUCAUUACUGGGUAAAAUACAAAAAACAGAAUAUAAAUACUUGAUAAAACAACAAAAAUUAUUGGAUAGGAGACCCGAGGAGCCAAGUGCAGGAAGUACUUCCCUUGAAGACACUUCUGUGGAUGCAAUACACAACACUGAACAUAACUAUAUGGAAGAACUGUCAAAUUUUCCUAUUAUUUCUGAACGUAUGAAUUGGCAAACAAUGUUAUCGAAUGUUCUAAAAGGGGAUAUUGUUAUGAGUGAAAAAAGUAAAAUAGCCGAACAAAUCAAAAACCCUGCACUGAAGAACCAAGUGAGUGAUGAUAUAUGGUAUGAAUUGAAAGGAUGGAUGAAUGGUAAGAGUAAAGAUGAAAUAGUGAAAUCGGUUAAAUUACUAAGAGACUCUGCAGAUGAAGUAUUUGAAGAGGUUUUAACAUUCAGGAUAGAUGAAAAAAUGGAGCAUGAUACAAAACAAAUCCAAGAUUCACUAGAACAAAUUACCAAUAAAUAUUACAGAACUAUCGAUUAUUGGCCCAGUUUAAAACAGAUGAAGAAGGAUAAACCAAUAACAAGAAACGAAAAUUUUAUUAACAGGAUUGCAGUUUUCAAUAGUUGGCUAAAUAUAAAGCAAAAUAGUGACAUAAAGAUACAACAACUCAAAGAUUGGGUAGGUAACGAAGAUCUAGACGUCAUAAAACAGGCAACUACUCCGAUGAGCACAUCUACUCCUUCUUUGUAUGCUCAUUCGACAAGGUCGUUUGCUGAACAAGUUAUGAAAGAAAAAGACAUUGAGAAUAUCUUUGAAAAGAGGAUAUUUUCUCCGCUGGCACCUUGGUUAGCCAAAAGUAAAUCCGUAUUAAUUCAGUACGAAGAUACAUUAGACAUAGUAAAUAUACAAUUUGAUGGCAGGGUGCUAAGUAAGUUACUAUUAUUCCCCAUGAAACUUGUAAAGGAAAUAAUAAACACCAGAUUAUCCUAUGCAAAGAAGCUCAAGAAUCCAACAAUGAUGAUGAUAGAUCAAAUGAUUGAGGAUUUCUCUUCUUAUAUUAGGCUUUCUGUACAGAUUAAGUGUGCAUUAGUAGAAUACUGCGAUGGUAUGCCAAUUAAUAUCGAUAUUGACCCAGAUUUCGAUAAAACAGUCCUAGAUGCUAUAAGUUAUCUGUUUACCUUACUACAUUCCAAGGUAUUAGAUGAAAGGAAAGCGUCGUUAAGGACAUUUAGAGAACCAGAAAUUCUCUUAAAAUAUUGGGACGAAUUAAAGAAUGUUGGACAAUAUAUCGAUAAAGCAGGUAAACUGAUUGCCAACGAAUUUAAUAAGUUAACUCUGAGGAUAUUGCAUAAACUACAUGCUUAUCUAUUACAACAGCAAGACCACCCUCCAAAAUUCCACAAUUCUGCAGAGGCAGAGAAAUGGCUAGUUGAAGUAUUUGAGAAUCUAGGUUCUAUGAAGAGGAAGUUAAACAGAUUUACUAAUGUGUUAACUAGAGCCUUCCAAAAUUCAGUUAAUUAUGAAAUUGAUAAUUAUAAAGAUUUAUUAAGUAAUCUGAAAGAAUCAGGUCAUUUUCUGAUUUACACCGGCGGAAGUUUAGAAGUGAACGGUGUUUACCUUAUUGGUAGUCCAGAAUUAUUAGGUUGUCAGGAUGAACAAAUUUUGAGGAUUUUAAAUAAUUCAGAUAUUGGUAGUGACUUAAUACCAAAAUUAGAAAAGGAUACUAGUCUAGCAUCAUAUAAUAAUGUUGAAGAUUAUUUUGAAACGUAUGCACUUUCCCCAUCUCGUAGUCACAAACAACAGUACAGCUACCAACAAUAUAAUGGUUAUGAAGAUAUCAUAGGAAGUAUGAGUGGAUCAAGAGGAGGCGUUACAAACAAGAAUACGAAUGAAAAUGACUCUGAUUGGGAUCAUGCAAACGUAUCUGGUGUUCAUUCAAGUACAGCCAUUACUCACGACUAUAACGAUGUCGAAAAAGAGAUGCUAGAAUUAGAAUUGAAAUUACAUUCCCUAGGAUAUAUUCUGGUAUUAUGUCCUGCUCAUCCAAUACUAUGGGAAGGUGAUAUGUACAAUCUGUCGAGCGAGAAUCCUUUACAAUAUGAAAUGUUUAAACUAAAAUUUAAAACGAAUAAAUUAACAUUGCUCAAUCAAGGGUCCAGUUAUGCAUUAGAGUAUCAAACAGAUAAAUUUCAACAAAUUGCGCAAGAUACAAUUUCAUUUAUAGAGAGAAGAUGCUCUUUUAGCUCGAUAGAGAGUAAUUUACAAAGGAUCAACAAAGCCUACUUUAGAUUUACCUAUAAUGUACUGAAUAAUUAUACCAAAUUUUACAAUACUUUUAAAAAGAUUUGUACAAAUCUGGAGUCACUCAACAAUAUAUUUUUAUUUACCAGAGAUUUUGGGACAUAUUUUUUAAAGGUUAAUAUUGCUAAUUUUGAAAAGAAAUCUGUGAUUAUUUUACUAAUGGUCAGACUAAGUAUCCGGUGGUUAACUUUUAUUACGGAUGAAUGUGAUCCAACUGAUCAGAAAACUUUCAGAUGGUGUGUACCAGCAAUGGAAUUUGCCAUGCAUAUGACUAGUGGUCAUAACAUUAUGGCUCUAGAUGAGAAUCAAUUCAUAACUCUGAAACAAAAAAUUGCAGCUUGUAUGUCAUUACUGAUUUCACAUUUCGAUGUAAUGGGCGCUCGUGCUGUUGAGGAUGAAAAGAUGAAUCCACAACAAAGAAUCAAUAUAAGCAUACAUGAGGACUUUGAUGGCGAUGCCACGCUGGCCUUGAACUCAGAGCUCCGUUUAGAGGCCAUCAAAAGAUUAGAAAGCUCAACAACGUCAAACUCAAGACUUAUUGGGAAAGUACUGGAUGAUGCUGACAAAGGAAACAAAUAUUUAUUAUCACUUGCAUCCUCUUUGUCGAAUGUUUCAAUCAGAUGGCAAAAAAGAGAUUUUGUUGGAGGUGGUACUUUUGGUAAAGUAUAUUCUGCAAUCAAUCUUGAUAACGGUGAUAUCUUAGCCGUCAAAGAAAUUAAAAUCCAAGACGGUAAAGCAAUGAAAAAAGUAUUCCCUUCUAUAAAGGAAGAGAUGGAGGUUUUAGAAAUGCUGAACCAUCCAAAUAUUGUCCAGUAUUAUGGCGUUGAAGUCCACAGAGAGAAGGUAAACAUUUUCAUGGAAUAUUGUGAAGGUGGUUCCUUAGCCAGCUUGCUAGAGCAUGGGAGAAUUGAAGAUGAGAUGGUGACCCAAGUGUACACUCUUGAAUUACUUGAAGGUCUGGCAUAUCUACACCAAUCUGGGGUUGUGCACCGUGACAUCAAACCCGAAAAUAUUUUAUUAGAUUUCAAUGGUGUUAUUAAGUAUGUUGAUUUCGGUGCUGCAAAGAAAAUUGCAAGAAAUGGUACCAUGAUGGGUCGUUUUAGUAUCAGUAAUAGUAGCGAUAGUAGUAACAGUACGACUAGUGGUAACGGUAAGAAAAGUCAGGAGAAUACCCGCGAGGAGAUCCCUACAGGGUUACAGGAAAUGAUGGGUACACCAAUGUAUAUGGCACCUGAAUCGAUCACAGGAUCAUCUAACAAAGGUAAAUUUGGUGCGGAUGAUGUCUGGUCACUUGGUUGUGUGGUUCUCGAGAUGAUUACGGGCCGUAGACCUUGGUCUAAUCUGGACAACGAAUGGGCCAUCAUGUAUCACGUUGCAGCUGGACAUAUCCCACAACAACCUGCUCCAGAUGAGGUAUCCGCAUCUGGUAGACUUUUCUUAAGCAAAUGCCUAGUACAGAACCCAACGAAGAGAGCUACAGCGGUUGAAUUAUUGGUUGACCCCUGGAUAGUCGAAAUUAGAGAAUUAGCAUUUGGCCCAGGAGAAGAUACUCAGACGACACUCUCUAUUCCUCCUGAGAAGGAACCGAACACAAAACUUGCCACAGAGACAGAAUAA
This is a messenger RNA of Maudiozyma barnettii, 4911 nucleotides long. It is a transcript of the gene SSK22, whose product is annotated as mitogen-activated protein kinase kinase kinase SSK22. The record is from RefSeq and is a predicted model, not a curated record. The coding region runs from base 1 to 4911 and encodes 1636 amino acids. Gene Ontology annotation, biological process: stress-activated MAPK cascade; protein phosphorylation. Lineage: Eukaryota; Fungi; Ascomycota; Saccharomycetes; Saccharomycetales; Saccharomycetaceae. The transcript has a single exon. Gene Ontology annotation, molecular function: MAP kinase kinase kinase activity; ATP binding. Gene Ontology annotation, cellular component: cytoplasm.